Molecule: messenger RNA, 3446 nt
Organism: Neurospora tetrasperma FGSC 2508
Lineage: Eukaryota; Fungi; Ascomycota; Sordariomycetes; Sordariales; Sordariaceae
Exons: 2
Coding region: 1-3378 (1125 amino acids)
Biological process (GO): protein localization to plasma membrane
Cellular component (GO): plasma membrane
Source: RefSeq, a predicted model, not a curated record
AUGAACGCCCUUCAGCAGAAGUGCCGGCCCAAGCACCAGGUCUUGGUCCUCAAGUGCUAUCCUCGAACCAUUAAGGGCGCCGUCGAUGUGAAGCCUAAUUCGAGCGAGCUGAGCUACCUCCUGUUCUACUGCCAGUCGCGCCGCGCAAAAAUCCAGAAAGUUGGCAGCUUCCUCGAGAAAAAGACUGCCAGUGAUGUCUACCACCAGAGGAUAGGUAACGUCCAGGUUACCCUUCAGAUCCUCGCUGCCCUGAUCGAAAAGUCUCCCAAGGACCUCCCCCUGUUCGCAUCAUGUGUCCUCAGCAUCCUCGAGCAGGUCCUCAAGUCGAGCGACAUCACCAUGGUCGAGUCUUCGAUCCCGACCUUCCAGGCCUUCUGCGAGAACCAUGACCCUACCUCGCUCGCCGCCGACCAGGCCUAUUUCCGCCAAUAUGUCUCUGUCGUCCAGCAGUACGCCUCUCUUGCCUCGACACGUCCUGCGCCUGGAAAGGCACAGCAUAGUAAGCCUAUCGCUCUGCGGUGGAGGAAUGCCGGUUUGGAGGCCAUUAGGAGUGUCGCCUCUUCCGACGCCCUAUCUUCCAUGGUUGCCCGCCAGUACGAUAUCCUUGUCCCCAUGAUUCUGGAAAACCUAUGGACGGAAAACGAAGACUUUCUCGACGUCUUGCUGCAGAGAGUCCAAGGGGACAACAAUGUCGAGGAUGCGCCGCUGUUGCGGAGGAGGACGAGCAAUGCCACGGCCCAGCCAUCUGAGACGACCGGCGGUGAGCCUGGCCCCAACCCCAUCGCUUUCCUGGGAACCGCGGUGGAUGUCGACAAGCUGGCGGAGGAAGAUAUUGGCGUCUUGGCCAUGCAGUGCUUGCGACAGGUCUUUGUUGCGCCCAGCCGAUCUCAGACGCAUAACCCUACCAUUGCUCUGCUCAGGUUCAUCGAGGAGCGAGUGGACCAGAACGAACAGGUCGUCAAGAGGGAUGCUCACGGGAAGGACAAUGGGUGGGCGAUCAAGGUAUUUUUGAUGGCGGCUCGGUGGGCGCCGGUCGCGGACAGAUUCACCAUUCUCCUCACAGCCAUUGAGGUGCUUACGCAACGACCCCUAACCGACGAAAACCUGCGACACCACAACAUCCAGGCGGCUAUGAUUAGCGCUCUCUUGCGCUCGGAUGUCAACCUGAUCGGCUUGAGCGUCAUGGACGUCCUUCUCAACCUCCUUGGCCAUAUGCAGAGGCUUGUUCAGAUGCCAGGGGACCCGGAUAGUAUGAGGGUCGAGGACGAGACAAUCGGCACCGAUGAAGGGGCUAUAGGACAGCGCAGAGAGUUGUUGUUCAGGCUGCAACAGUGUAUUGGCGACUUGGCCACUCACGUUUACUACGCCGACCAGAUCUCGGACAUGAUCCAGACGAUUCUCCUUAAGCUACGGCCAUCCAGGCCGACCAGCCCCCCGAACUCCUCGCCAAACGGAGAGAGGUCGGAGAACGGAGCCGCUGAGGACCAACCCCUCGAAUCUCUUUUCGCUCUUACUGUCGCCAAGAUUGCGGCGCUUAAGGCUAUCAAGGCGAUUCUUUGGGUUGCCAAUCCCCGCACAAAGAUGAGCGGCGGCCACAUCAACCUCUCCAGGAAUCGUGUCCCCAUCCAGACCUGGGAUGGUACCCAAUGGCUUCUGCGGGAUCCUGAUGGCCUUGUACGCAAGGCAUAUGUAGAUGCUGUUGUGACUUGGUUAGAUCGGGAGACCACACCAGCAGAUUCCCUAGCGAGGGACGAGUCUGCCAGGACAACGCUGAAGAACCGGGCUGCGCAGGAAAACAAUCUGGCUCGCCGGGUCGUCUCAAGCGCAUCUGCCCGGGUGGACAAGUCGGCAAAUGCACCACGCUCGCAUUUCUUGCAGCUCCUCCACCUUGCUAUCUACGACCAUGCUUUGCAGUUUGUUGACUACGAGAAUGAUCUGGUGCUGCUCCACGUACUCUUGGCCAAGCUCGUGAGUCAGCUCGGUGUCAAUGCUGCCAAGUUUGGUAUUCCCAUGAUCUUCAGACUCCAAGAGGAUAUCCAAGAUGUUGAGACGCCCCUUGGAAAGGUCCGCAUUGGCAGCUUGGUACAUGGUUACCUCUGGACUCUGACCGAGAAGUUUGACUGCGAAGGAACUGCUCCCGGGAGCGCCAUCCACGGCGAGAUUAUCAGGCGCCGUAGCAAGAACUUUUGGGUCGAGGGUAUCAACAUCCCCGCUCCUGCCGUUGAUCUCGUAGGCACACCGGGUCAGGCACGCCCCCCACCACAGAUGAACAUGCGGGAUCUCGAGUCCGAGGCGCUUUUGCCGUUCGAUGAGCGCGCAUCCCUGGUAGACUGCAUCUGCACAGGCUAUCAGGAACUGGCAACCUCCCCUCCUACAAGCCCGACCACUAGUCCCGGUCGGAACUUCACCCACCCGAUGCUCGGGUCGACGUUGAGCGCGACCCCCAAGGACGAGACUCAGCGGGAAGUCCCAGCACAAUUUCGCGAGCUGAUGCUCGGUGACUGGACACGCGAAGCAGUGCUCGCCAACACGCAAGCCGGCAGCAGCCAGACCGCCUCGCUCAACGGCACAAACGGUACUCACCGCAACACUGUCAACAACAACAACCGCCUCGGCGUAAACGGCGUGACCUCACCAAACGGCAGCAACUCCAACCUCCGCCCUUCGUCUUCCCCAACAGGCCCCAACGGCGUCCAAGCCGGCAGGACGCGCAAGACCAGCAUCCGCAGCAACGGCGGCGGCUCACCCGCCCACUCUACCUACAGGGCUAAGGCCCAACAACCAGUCACGUCCGUGGAGCAGCUCAAGGCCGUUCUGUCAGGCCACCUCCAACCCCCGCCAACCUCGCACGGCAUCGGAUUCCAGCACUCUGAUGAUAGCGACGAUAGCCUCGUCAGCUAUGACAUGGCGCCUAGCGAGCUGUCGUUCAACCCAGCCGCCUCUGGCAGCAGGCAGGGCUCACCCGGUAAUACCAGUCAGGCCGCUUCCAGCCCGCCACGCCGCACAUCCCAGGAUCGGACUCAGCAGCUGAAGUUCGGAGGGCCGCUCGUUCCGGGAGAGGAGAGCGCCGUCAACGGUGCUGGUGGUCAAGAAGGAUCCAACGGCGCCGCAGGUAACCUCGGCGUCCCCAUCUCGCGAACUACUUCCCGCACUCAACAACCCCAGGCUACUACUGCGCACACCACCCUUCCGAGGCCAUCAACUUCCUCCAAGAGAAGCAUCAAGAGCCGGGCGGGCUCUCGCGCGGGACCAAUGUCCUCGUCCUGGCUGGGAGAGAAGCCUCCCGCUAUGGACCUGGCGGCUUUGUUGAAGGGAAUUGAUAGUGCUUCGAUUAGCGAUAUCAAGAGUUUGGGGGCAGGGGGAAAGCCUCCUUACUAAACCGAUCAAGAGGAAAGAGGAGUGAGGGAAGCUGAUGAUGGGUGGUGUUGAAUCUGGGAAGGGAAAGG